GGAAGCCUGUGGCGCUACCCCCGCUUUGCAUGUUCGCCACCUCUGCUCUUCUCCCUUCAGCACUCUUCUCAAUAGCUUAGAAUAUAUAUAUAUUUGCCUCUUCAUCCCCCUUUCAACAUCGCAAUAUUUUCCCAUUUUUUUUCUCUGCGUAAACCCUCUUCACAUUCGCUGUUCAUUAACAACAAAUUCCUCUCAUGGCUUCCAACCUCAACCCUGCCUACGCCUACACUGUUGUGUACGUCAAAGAUGUGGCCAAAUCGGUGGCUUUCUACGCCAAAGCCUUCGGCUACAACGUUCGUCGCCUCGACCAAUCGCACAGAUGGGGAGAGUUGGAGAGCGGGCAUACGACAAUAGCUUUCACGCCGGAGCACCAAAGAGAGACUGACGAGAAGAGCGGUUCGGUGCAGAAGCCGGUCGGGCCGAAAGAGAGGCAGCAGGUCGAAGUCUGCUUCGCCUUCGCGGACGUGGACGCCGCUUACAAGACGGCGGUGGAGAGCGGCGCAGUGCCGGUGAGCCCGCCGGAGGACAAGGAGUGGGGGCAGAGGGUCGGCUAUGUUCGAGAUAUCGAUGGCAUUGUUGUGCGCCUUGGAAGCUAUGUUAAGGAGCCCAGUUCUUCUCAUUAA
Dendrobium catenatum is the source of this 623-nucleotide messenger RNA. RefSeq lists its product as uncharacterized. NCBI's taxonomy places the organism in Eukaryota, Viridiplantae, Streptophyta, Magnoliopsida, Asparagales, Orchidaceae. The transcript has 2 exons. The record is from RefSeq and is a predicted model, not a curated record. The coding region runs from base 195 to 623 and encodes 142 amino acids.